AUGCAGCACUACCUUCGCCACGAUACUCAUGGCCAGGCUUCGAGUCCCGUUGGAGUGUUGAUGAGUGCUGAUGAAGGAAAGUUCGAAACUUCAGUCCGGCCUGGAGGAGAUGAUCUUUGUGGAGGCAAGUCUAAAUUAAUUUCAAUGAGACCUGCUCGUGCCAUUUUUGGAAACGUAAACUAUCACUCCUUAAAUCUCCUUCAGUAA
This is a messenger RNA of Protopolystoma xenopodis, 207 nucleotides long. The record is from the annotation of a GenBank genome assembly. Lineage: Eukaryota; Metazoa; Platyhelminthes; Monogenea; Polystomatidea; Polystomatidae.